UAUGUUGUAAACAUCUCACAAAUCCAAUACAAACCAUUUUUUUUUCUUCAUCCCUACUUGUUGUCUCUCUGCCCUAUUUACAUUGCAUAUUAUAUCAUGAAGAAUCAUCCUCACAUAUCAAGCGAAAUCAAUUCCCUCAUGUGUAAUCAAGAAGGGUGUAAAUUGUAAGAUGGUAUCAGAGCUCUUCUUCAGAAGAGUUCUGUUGCGCAUCGCCACUCUGAUUCGUUCUCUCUUUUCGUCUUUCAUUUCUGCUUCACCUGUUUUGCUUUCUUUGCUUUCUUUCAUUUUCAAGAUAUGGCUAAAGAAGAAGAUUUUUCUAUAUAUGUGGAUAGUCACUUGUAUCUGCAUCCGGGAGAAAAUCCAGCCACCGCUUUGGUCUCCCUAGUUUUUUAUUCUACAAAGAAUAAAGCCCAAUUCGUGGAUGGUAUUGCUGCUGAAGCAGAGAAAAAGGAUCUUGCAUACAACGCGUGGAAACGAUGCAACAAUAUGGUUGUAUCGUGGAUCGUACAUUCGGUCUCCUGGAUGGAUAAGGCUGAAGAAAUUUGGAAUGAUUUGAAGGCACGUUUCUUUCAAGGGGAUUUGCUAAGAAUUUCAGAUUUGCAAAUGGAGGCAGCAUCGAUGAAACAAGGAGAAAGCACUGUCACAGAAUACUUCACCAAACUCAGAACAGUUUGGGAUGAAUUGGAAAACUUUAGGCUCGAUCCUCCUUGUACGUGCCAUGCAAUUUUUAAGAGGGCUUGAAUGAUCAGUACGGUAAUAUCAGAUCUCAUGUCUUACUCAUGGAUCCUACUCCACCUAUUUUAAAAAUCUUUUCUUAUCUUGUUCAACAAGAAAGGCAGUUAAUUGGGAAUAAUUUUUUGUCUAACUCUGAGGUUAAAACUAUUGCUGCUAUAAACACUAUCACUUGUUCUUUUUGUGGUAAGAAUGCUCAUACAGAUAAUAAAAAUGGUUUUUCUAGCAACAAGAACAAUAGCAACAAGAAAACAUGUACACAUUGUGGGAAAUUCGAGCAUACAGUGGAUGUAUGCUACAAGAAACAUGGUUAUCCUCCAGGACACUUUGUUCGAUGGAAAAACAAAGACAGUUGAGAAUAGAGAUAAAAAUACGGAUCAAGAAAUCAAAUUUACACCACAACAAUAUCAGGCUCUGAUGGCAUUGAUAAAACAACCAAAUGAGGCUACUGCAAGUACUCAAGUGAAUCAAGUUAGCACUAUCUCCUCAAGCUUCACAGAUCAAGUUCACUUGUUUAGUUAUUCUGAUGGCUUCCAACGCAGUUGGAGUAUUAUCUUUUUGCUUUGAACUGCUUUUUGUCAUCCUUCAACUCCCUUUCUCAUCUGUGCUACCAAGUAGCACGACCCAGGGAUUCUCAAUCCAAGAAGCAACUGUUUACGAUCUCCAACUUGCUUUCCAGAAAAAACAAUUGAGCUCUAAGCAAGUUGUGGAAUUCUACCUGAAGCAAAUAGAAACCCAAAACUCAGUUCUGAGAGGGGUGUUGGAGUUAAACCCAGAUGCUCUCGCACAGGCUGAGAAAGCGGACAAGGAGAGAAAGAGCAAGGCACCAGGGUCUCUUUCACCACUGCAUGGAAUACCCAUUUUGGUUAAGGACACCAUUGCAACUAAGGAUAGGAUGAACACCACCGCAGGUUCCUUUGCUCUUCUGGGCUCUGUGGUGCCUAGAGAUGCAGGUGUAGUCACUAGGUUAAGAAAAGCUGGGGCUAUCAUUAUAGGGAAGGCUACACUCAGUGAGUGGUCACAUUACAGGUCAGUUGCAGCACCCGAUGGUUGGAGUGCUAGGGGAAGACAUGGAAAGAAUCCAUACACAAUGGAUAGUCCGUGUGGAUCCAGCAGUGGAUCUGCAAUAUCAGUAGCAGCCAAUUUGGUAGCAGUUUCGCUUGGUACAGAAACAGAUGGAUCCAUUUUAUGCCCUUCAGAUUCUAACUCAGUAGUCGGUAUAAAACCAACAGUAGGACUCACUAGCAGAGCAGGGGUAGUCCCAGUCUCCCCAAGACAAGACACUGUUGGACCAAUUUGCAGGACUGUAGCAGAUGCUGCUCUUCUUCUUCAAACCAUUGCAGGAAUUGACACCAAUGAUAAAGCAACAAUCAUAGCAUCAAAGUAUAUCCCAAAAGGAGGCUAUGCUCAAUUUCUGAGGAAAGAUGGACUACGAGGAAAGAGACUAGGAGUGCUGAGAUAUUUCUACGCUUUUGGAAAUGACACUUUUCUGCAUGAAACUUUUGAGCUACACCUGAAAACAUUAAGGGAAAGAGGAGCAGUUUUGGUUGACAAUUUGGAGAUAGAAAACAUUGAUGAAGUUUAUAGCGGUCCAAGUGAAGGUAUUGCUGUGGCAUUUGAAUUCAAAUCUUCCUUGAACGCAUACCUCAAAGACUUAGUUGCUUCCCCCGUGAGAAGCUUGGCCGAUGUGAUAGCCUUCAACAAUAAACACUCAAAACUGGAGAAAGUUAAGGAGUAUGGAGAAGAUCUGAUGGUAAAUGCGCAGAAUAUAAGGGGAAGUGGGACACUGGAAGAAGCAUUAUCAAACUUGACACGAUUGUCAAAAGAUGGGUUUGAGAAAGUAAUGAUAGGAAAUAAACUUGAUGCGGUUGUUGUACCUUGUGCAAGCUUUAGUUCUGUACUGGCUAUUGGAGGUUAUCCUGGAGUAACUGUUCCAGCAGGAUAUCAAAAUGGUAGGCCAUUUGGAAUUUGCUUUGGAGGUUUGAGAGGCUCUGAGCCAAACCUCAUCCAAAUUGCUUAUUCCUUUGAGCAAGCAACUAUGAUAAGGAAGCCUCCUCCACUUCCAAAGUUAUAACCAAUGUAAACUAGCUUCAAACUUUUUUUUUUUAAUGGGCAAUAACUAUCAUGAAUAAUUUUCAUUCACUACUUGGAUGAAUACUUGAAGUCUUCAUUCUACAAUAACAAGAAGAUGAUUUGCGUGUUA
Messenger RNA from Vigna unguiculata (cowpea), 2935 nucleotides. RefSeq names its product Amidase family protein. The record is from RefSeq and is a predicted model, not a curated record. NCBI's taxonomy places the organism in Eukaryota, Viridiplantae, Streptophyta, Magnoliopsida, Fabales, Fabaceae.